AUAAACUUAUUCUAGAAAAUUAAAUAUGGACGAUGAAAAUAAGAAAAUAGAAAAUGAGAAUGAAUUAAAUGAGAAUUUGGCCUCAAAUGACAACGACAGUUCGCAGAAUUGUGCAGUUGAACGCAAAAUAACUCAAACUGACCAUCUUAAUAAACAAUUGUUAAAUGCAUUCCUUGAAAGAUUAAACACGAAGACAGAAAAUGUACAGUGCAAGGAAGGGGAGACAACUGAUGUUGAAUGGGUGGAAAACACAACAGAUGAAACAGAUGAAAUUACCUGUAGUCUUGAAAAUGGAAUGAAGCUGAAAAAUGUUUUUAUUAUUGGCAUCUCAGGACCAUCUAACAGUGGAAAAACUUCAUUAACAUCCUGUUUACAGAAAUCACUGCCAGGUUCAUCUCAUAUAUGUCAAGACAGCUAUUUCCAUCCUCCUGGUGAUGAACGUUUAACUUGGGUACCAGAAGUCCAACACCAUAAUUGGGAAGUGUUUUCUUCAUUAGACAUGGAUUCUAUGGUCAAAGAUGUAAAAAAAUGGAAAGAAAAAUGGAUGAAAGAAGUUCAAGAUAAAACAUCUAUAUUACUGGUAGAAGGUUUCACUAUAUUUAAUUAUGGGCCAUUAAAUGAAUUGUUUGAUAAAAGAUAUUUUCUUGUUACAUCAGAAGAAACAUGUCGACAAAGAAGAUUAACAAGAUAUUAUAACCCUCCAGAUGUUCCAGGUUAUUUUGACAAAGUUGUUUGGCCUCAUCAUAUACAGAAUUACGGUGAAAUAACUGAAAGAGUUGAUAUUAAUUUUAUUAAAGAAGGAAUGAGUAAAGAAGAAAUAUUUACCCAAGUGAAAAAUGACAUUGACAUUUAUCUGCAAUCGUUAUGAUGCUGCAACAAUUAAACUUUAGCACUGUAGUUGUCAAUAUAGAUGUUGUACACAAGGAGGAGAAAUGUGAUAGUUUAUUGUAUUUUUAUAUACUUUUACAGCAUAGGUCGUUAAUGUUUAUUCAUUUAUUUACUCACUUUGCCAUGACUGUAUUAAAUAUUACCAUCAUC
Messenger RNA from Mytilus californianus (California mussel), 1038 nucleotides. Its product is annotated as nicotinamide riboside kinase 1-like. The transcript has 8 exons. The record is from RefSeq and is a predicted model, not a curated record. Bases 26 to 868 code for a protein of 280 amino acids. Gene Ontology annotation, cellular component: cytoplasm. NCBI's taxonomy places the organism in Eukaryota, Metazoa, Mollusca, Bivalvia, Mytilida, Mytilidae.